AUAAAGGCCGAGGAUGACGGUCUAGGUGACAGUGGAAAAAGGUAGCGAGUUAAAGAGACAGCGAGAGAGAUGUUCCUUAAAUCGUUCUUGUUCCUGUACGCCAUUGCGAUCGAUCUCGCGAUCCAGAAACCGAUGUGCAUACCGGGUAAAAGUUUCUUCGACGGUUGCAACACGUGCACCUGUGCCGAUAAUGGACGUUCCAUCUGUACCAUGACUGCUUGCGAAGAUUACGACCCCCAAACUGACACGUUCGUACCAGUGAAGAUUUCAGAACCUCCGCCCGAUUUUUGGCAAAAUUCAUAAUG
Molecule: messenger RNA, 305 nt
Organism: Apis florea (little honeybee)
Lineage: Eukaryota; Metazoa; Arthropoda; Insecta; Hymenoptera; Apidae
Product: serine protease inhibitor 3
Molecular function (GO): peptidase inhibitor activity
Source: RefSeq, a predicted model, not a curated record